Fomitopsis serialis is the source of this 1416-nucleotide messenger RNA. Its product is annotated as protein prenylyltransferase. Gene Ontology annotation, cellular component: protein farnesyltransferase complex; CAAX-protein geranylgeranyltransferase complex; cytoplasm. Bases 1 to 933 code for a protein of 310 amino acids. The transcript is spliced from 8 exons. Gene Ontology annotation, molecular function: CAAX-protein geranylgeranyltransferase activity; protein farnesyltransferase activity. The record is from RefSeq and is a predicted model, not a curated record. Gene Ontology annotation, biological process: protein farnesylation; protein geranylgeranylation. Lineage: Eukaryota; Fungi; Basidiomycota; Agaricomycetes; Polyporales; Fomitopsidaceae.
AUGACCGCCGAGUUCGAAGAGAUCGCUUUGUACGCUGAACGACCGGAGUGGGCAGACGUCGUCCCGCUGCCGCAAUACCAGGGCGUGGAUGCGCUCGCCCCGAUCAACUACUCGGCGGAAUACCAGGAUGCGACGGACUACUUCCGGGGCGUCAGGGUGCUCGGCCUGACGUGGGACAUCAUUAACAUGAACCCGGCACAUUACUCGGCGUGGCGACGGGGGCCGACUCGAGGGGAGCUGCGGCUGAUGGACGACUUCGCAGUCACGAACAUGAAGACAUACCAGGUCUGGCACCACCGCCGGCUCCUGCUCACCGCCCUGCGCUCACCCCCCGCCGGCGCCGCGGAGCUCGCGUUCACCGCGCGCGUGCUCGGUGCGGACGCGAAGAACUACCACACGUGGAGCUAUCGCCAGUGGCUGCUCGCCCACUUCAACGACGAGGCGGAGCUGUGGGCGGGCGAGCGCGCGUGGAUUGAGGCGCUGCUGGAGAAGGACGUGCGGAACAACUCGGCGUGGCACCAUCGAUUCUUCGUGGUGUGGGCGAGCGGGGCGGUGUGUCGGAGGGAGCUUGCGUUCGCCAAGGAGAAGAUUGCGCUUGCGCCGAACAAUGCGUCGGCGUGGAACUACCUCCGCGGCGUGCUGGAGCACACGAAGACACCGCUCUCUGGUCUUACUACGUUUGUGCAGCUCUACACUGUCUCGAGCGCGUCCCCUGCCUCGGACGUUCUGGAUCUGGACAAUCCUGCGCCGACGGAGGGCGCGGAGCUGCCGUGUGUAAAUGCACUAGAGUUCCUCGCGGAUAUAUACGAGGAAGAGGGCGGACAACAGAUCUCUCAGGCGGUCGAGAUCUGGAAGUCCUUGGCUAACGAACACGAUACGAUGCGCAAGAAAUACUGGGAAUAUAGGAUCAAGGAAGGACUCCAGAAGGUGUAGCGAGUGUGAAGACAGAAGACAAUCAUUGUAUCAUUGAGUACUGUUGCAAUUUCAGGUCCAAAGCAAAUAACAUCUGCACUGCUGCACACUUCCGACGACCUAUUGGCCCUAUCCUGUCGAUCGAACGUCAUCUCUGCAGAUGAGCAACGCGGUCCUCGGAAGCAAGCUGCAUUCGUACAAGAUAUGAUACAACACAUAUUUCUGCCGUCUUCCCCAGAAGUUUCGAUCGUUGCUAGCCCAUACCACCCAUGAGCCAGGUACUCCGCAUCCCAGACACGGAUCACGGACCCAUGGUGCGCUGCUUCGCCUGGUCGGUCAGAGGGACGUACUGUAUGGAGUGUAAGCCAGCGAGCAUCGUUGACAAUGCAGCGGCAUACCAUGACGUCGAAGAGCUCCUUCUGUGUGACAUUUCCAUCGAGAUCCUUGUCGACCUAUGCCCAGAUACUAGAUUAGUGAUGCUUUCCAGAUGGUAUGACCGGUUGC